AUGGCCGGCGGUUCGCAACCUCAUCGCAAGCGACCCCGGCAAGGCGUUCUCGUAGAUCCCCUUUCUCGUGAGAUUUAUCAGAUGAUGGUGCGCCAGCUUCACCACGACGGGUUUCUGGCCGCUGCUUCUGCCGUCUGUGACGCCACCGGGGUCGUGGUGGGUAACGUGGAGGACGAAGGCGACCGCCUCGCACGCGUCGUGGCGGCGGGACUAAGUGUCAAUGAAAUGGAGCGGCGUGCUGAGGAGGAGUUUCAUUUCACGCAGGUCGUGGAACGCUUUCUGAGCGCGUCGAAACUGUACAUGCCACUGUCGCUGUCCAGCCGCUGGUCGGUGGGACGUCGAUGCCUGCGCAUGCGAGAGCGCUUCAUGUCAGCUUCGCUCGGCGGCGUUGUGCGAGACAUCUCUUUCUCUCCAGAUGGUGCCUACGUUGCGUGCGCUGGCACCAACGGACUUGCAGCCAUCUUUUCACUGGAGACGAUUGAGGAUUUAAGCGCACUGGACGAGGCGCGCGCCGCGAACCGCGCGAGAGCGCUUGAUGGCAGCCGUGACGCUGGAAGCUUCGGCAAUGGUGAGGCGGCUCCUAAAGGGUCCGCGAUCCGCAAUGCCAACGAGGUAACGGAGCUUGCGAUGGUGCGCCGCUUUCACGAGCACACACAGUCAGUGGAGGUGAUGCGCUUCCACCCCACGAAACCAAUGGUGCUCUCUGGUGGACGCGAAGGCAUUCUUUACUUGCGCAACUACGCUUCUCCAGACUCGAAGGUGGUGCUGAAGAUUCACGACACCGUACCCAUUCGCGACGCUUCUUUUCACCCCUCUGGCGAGUACAUCGUUGUGGCAUCGAAUCACCAUCUGCCUCGGUUGAUCAACGUACGCACGGAGAAGGUGCUCACGCCGCCUGGCACCUACGCGUCCUCGACUGCCCACACAGGGCCACAAUGGGAGAGCGAGGAUAGCGGCACCACAGCUCCCUCGUACCGGCCUACCGACCGUGGUGCACAGCACAGCGCGGCGCUGUCGUCGGUAUCCUUUGCUCCUGACGGGCGAACGAUGAUGAGCACAAGCCUUGAUGGUACCUGGAUGCUUUACGACGGCGUGAGCGGGCGCGUCAUCUACCGUGCGGAGAACGCGCACUCCGGCGUGCCUGUCACAAGCGUCGUCUACAGCCGAACAGGCAACGUUGUGCUGACGGCGGGUAUGGACUCUACGGCGCGCCUGUGGGACCUUAGGCGGCUCCAUGCAACGUCGCGCAACUACCAAAGCCCAGAGGUAACUUCUUUCGGCGAGCCCACCAAGUGUGAAUGCCGCAGCAUACGGGCCGUGUUCUCCGCCAACGAAAGCCACGUGCAUUGCCACGACUCUACUCUUCUCGCUGUGCACAGCUACUGCGUGUACACUGGGGCGGUGGACUCCACGGUGACAACGCAGCCGAGCUUUAUGCAAAGGGGGCUUGCCGCCAGCCCGUGGGCCAACUGUAUUGUCACAGGAGGUGACGACAGUCGACUGCGUCUGUGGACCCCAGCGUGGCUUCCAUCGUGA
Messenger RNA from Leishmania mexicana MHOM/GT/2001/U1103, 1536 nucleotides. RefSeq lists its product as hypothetical. Gene Ontology annotation, biological process: mRNA 3'-end processing. Gene Ontology annotation, molecular function: protein binding; RNA binding. Lineage: Eukaryota; Euglenozoa; Kinetoplastea; Trypanosomatida; Trypanosomatidae. Bases 1 to 1536 code for a protein of 511 amino acids. The record is from RefSeq and is a predicted model, not a curated record. Gene Ontology annotation, cellular component: mRNA cleavage stimulating factor complex. The transcript has a single exon.